AGCCUUAGGGUGGGGUCCACCUGCAUACAUCAUGAACUAGAGAGAAAAACGGGGAGCUGGGGUCUACAAACCUGGGCAUUGGGAGUCCUGGUUCAGUACUCACACUGAGGUCAGGUGCUCUCUGUCCUGGCCUUCCAGCUCCGCUGCCUGAGAUAUGGGCACAUCUUGUUCAAGACAAGAGCUCUCAUAGGACAGAGCAGAGUCCUAUACUUCAACUCCCCGUUCACCUCUACUAGCCUCCACUCUGAUUCCUACUGAACUCCCAUGCUUCUUUCUGGUUCUCUCUAGGGCUGGCCAGUAGGCUCUCCUUCUGUUCUCCCAUGUCCCCCACCCCCCAGCUUGCAGUGACAUAGUUACCUCAGAACUGAAAUAUUCCUGGAAACACCGGCCUCGUCUGGUUAAUUUCAUGAACCGUUUUUCUGCCCAGAUGACUUAGCUUUUGUUUAUCCAAAGGCUUUUUCUCCCCUGUUGUCCCGGUGUAAAGAGCUAUUCUCCCCAGAGAUGUCCCACAGAGCCCAGAAAGGGAGGAAGAAACAAGUUUCCUGCUAGGCUCCUGACUGUAUCUCUUGCUACAGGACAGACAGCCUAGUCCAGGAUUCUGGAUGACAGGGCUGCCUUCGGCAGGGUCAGGGGAAGAGGCCAGCCAAGCCUCCAGGUUCUGCUUUGGCAGGACUUUGGCAGUGCCGCUGGCUUGCAGCACAGCCAUGCUCCAUCCUAAAAGCUGUCCUGAGACUAGAAUAGCCAUGCUCAACUAGUCAUGGCUCCAGACCAACCCUGCACGAUACUAGGGUCGGACAAGGACUUAGCCAGAUGCUAGCUUGCUAUAGAGGAGACUUGGACAUAUGUGGAGACACAAUGAUCAAGGAAUAGAAAGUAAAAACAGGUAAAAACUGGGGAAACAACAAGGAAGAAACACAGGCUGCAGAUGGGAGAGAGAAAAGUGGAGCCUGUUUGUCCAGGAAGCAGUUAAGUGUCUGACCCUGCUGCCUGAAAACACGUGUGAGCCAGGCGGUGGUGGCGCAUGCCUGUAAUCCCAGCACUCUGGGAGACAGAGGCAGGCAGAUUUCUGAGUUCGAGGCCAGCCUGGUCUACAGAGUGAGUUCCAGGACAGCCAGGGCUACACAGAGAAACCCUAUCUCAAAAAAACCAAAGCCAAAAAGCUAAAAAACCAAAACAACAACAACAAAAAAGAAAACACAUGUGAACUCGCGCGUGCGCGCGCGCGCGCGCGCGCGCACGCACACACACACACACACACACACACACACACGAUAACCAUUCUGCCAUGUCCCACCUGAAAAGCUAGCGAGUCAGGCCCCUGCACUGAGUAUGUUUGCUAUAGCAAAAGCCCUCAACUGCCUUCUAUUCUAAAUGUGACAACCAGCCCUGAAUAGUAACCUCUAGAGCCCUAAAGACUUGGCAUUACAACAGACUCUAACCCUAAUCUAGUCUCCAUGCCUCCUUAACUCCAAACCCUAUCCUAAGUAUGACUACAGCCAAAUAGUUAAGCCUAUCCACUUGUUUCUAAGAAACAUGUCAUUAUAGAAAAAUCUGGAAGUAUAAAAUGUAAACUAGAGGAAAGAAACCACUUGAUCUCAUACCUAUCUGAGCUUAAAACCCAGACUAGCCCGGCUUUUUGUGACAUGCCAGACACCAGUUUGUCUGAUGGGUAAAGCAACACAUUCACAUAUCUUGGUCCUAGCUAACAUUCUGCCUCCCAGACCUAACCACAUCCUCCUCCUGGACUCAAAUCUCAACCACACUCACUCAACCAAAUCCCAGUCUAAAUUCAUCUGAAAUGGUAAGACUAACCCAGCCCACUGCCUAUUAUAUUCCUACCCUGUCCGAGCCCUGAUUUUUAUUUUGGACCUCACCUAAAAGUUUCUUUAGAAAAGCAUGUUUCCCACCUGAUUCUGGUCCUUCUCUCAACUCCUGGCUUCUGGAAUAGUCAAACCCUCCAUUGUCUUCUGUGGAUCAGCCUCCCUCUUUAAACUCACAUCUUUCUCCUUGGUGCUCCCCCUACAACACCCUAGAUACAGAUAGGGGAGGCAGGGCCUGACAGGACAAGCCUAUAAUCCCAGCUACUCCGGAGGCUGAGGCAGAAAGAUCGUAAGUUCACAAGUAGCUUGGGCAGACCCUGCAUAGAAAAUAGAGAAGGCUGGGACUAUAAUUAAGUGGUAGAGCACUUGUCUGCAUGCACAGGCCCUAUGUUUAAUUCUAGGACUACAGGAAAGAAAAGGAAGGGGAUCAAAGGUCUACAUUGCUCCCACGAGGAAUGCUGCAUCUCCUUCAGUUAGCCCCGCCCGGCCCUCACAGCCCCCAGGAACUGUAUCCUAGUCUAUCCCCCCACCUUUCACUCCACAGACCAUCUUGGACCCUUGACCUGACCAUGACUGGGGAACACUACUCCUGCCUCCCAUGGCUGCUGCCUCUCUUCUCGUCCUUCCACAGGACUGUGGCUUACUGCUCACAGCUUGCCAGAGCUAGCAUAUGCCAUAUUCCCACCCCUUAAUUCCUGCUGCAUGGGACUGGAAGGCUUGGCGAAGAGACUGGGACACAACUGGAACUCUGGCAUAUUGAUACAAAAUCCCUAAAGCCUGGCCUGCCCCUCCUAAUAGACACGUGCACACAUAUUUGGCACAUAUAGGGACAUAGAUGCCAAAGAUUUUCAGCUAAUAGCGGUCAAGUAUCUACUGAUAGACAACAAAUGGCAGGACUGUGUCCUUGCAUGCAUACCUCCACAUACACUCUUGGACCAGAAGUCUUCGCCUCCUCCAUUCCCUUCACUUCCCCAUCUGGUCUCUCUCUCACCCCCCCCCCAUUCCUAGCCCAAGGUGGGGACAGACACCUGAGGGGCUGCCAGCUGUUUCCCCAUUUGGGCCUGGGCCCACCCUCAUACUUCUUGCCCGUCCUAUCCACAGGGGACUCGUGGGGGAUGUUAGCUUGCCUAUGCACGGUGCUGUGGCACCUCCCUGCAGUGCCAGCUCUUAAUCGCACAGGAGAUCCAGGCCCUGGCCCCUCCAUCCAGAAAACCUAUGACCUCACCCGCUACCUGGAGCAUCAACUCCGCAGCUUAGCUGGGACCUACCUGAACUACCUGGGGCCCCCUUUCAACGAACCUGACUUCAAUCCUCCUCGGCUGGGGGCAGAAACUCUGCCCAGAGCCACAGUCAACUUGGAAGUGUGGCGAAGCCUCAAUGACAGGCUGCGGCUGACCCAGAACUAUGAGGCCUACAGUCACCUCCUGUGUUACUUGCGUGGCCUCAACCGUCAGGCUGCCACAGCUGAACUCCGACAUAGUCUGGCCCAUUUCUGUACCAGUCUCCAGGGCCUGCUGGGCAGCAUCGCUGGUGUCAUGGCGACUCUCGGCUACCCACUGCCCCAGCCGCUGCCAGGCUCUGAGCCAGCCUGGGCCCCCGGCCCUGCCCACAGCGACUUCCUCCAGAAGAUGGAUGACUUCUGGCUGCUGAAGGAGCUGCAGACCUGGCUAUGGCGUUCAGCCAAGGACUUCAACCGGCUUAAGAAGAAGAUGCAACCUCCAGCAGCUUCAGUCACCCUGCACUUGGAGGCCCAUGGUUUCUGAUCUCUGACCCUUAACCCUUGCACCUCCAGCCCCAGUCCUGUGCUUCCAUUGUGGGGUGAAAAGUCCUGUAUACCAACAUUCGUUGAGCCAGAAGCCAGACCAUGGGAGCUCUGUCCUCCUCAUCCUUGGAUAGGGAGUGUAACUCAGUAAACCCUCUAGCUCCUCGAGUCCUAGGGUCUGGGGGAAAUGUACAGUGGGCACCAAGAAGUAAUGCCUGAGGGAGUUGAAUGGCUCCGUGGGUAUAAAGGCUCUCUCCCUUCCUCCUGCUUUCUGCUUGCCACUUGCCAGUAUCCACUCAGUUCCUCAUGUGGCAUUUGUAGAAACACCUGGAGGGCAUGGGCGGGAGCCACUGUAGCAUGUGCCUUUCUGGGAUAAGGCCCCUUGGCUUCCCUCCCUCUCCCUGGAUGGGUAUUGCUCCCCUACCCCAAUAACUACAUAUCCAGUUCAGGAAACAAAGUGACUGAUCUAAAGAAGAGUGUGAUAGUAAGAGGAGGGGUAGGGUCUAUGCUGGAGAUGGCCUAGAAACCAGAUGUACUUCUAAAAGAGAAGGGUGGGGCAGACCAGACCCAGCAGUCACCAAGACAAUUGGUGGCAUAGGGUGGAAAACAAAAGCCAUGUUGAGUGUUAGGACCUUGCCUUGAAGUUUCCUGCCAGCAUCUUAGUGCCCCCUCUCCGCCCCCUUUCCCAGGGUAUCUGUGGUUGCCUGGGCUGGGGACGGCAGCCAUAGCCACAGCCACAGGGUUUCCUGAAAGUUUACAUUGCAGUAGCAUUGUGGGGUGAGGGGGAUGGCUCCCCCAGGCUCCAUCCCCAGCCCCACCCACUCAUGACUCUAAGUUUGUUGUAUUAAUAUUUAUUUAUUUGGAGAUGUUAUUUAUUAGAUGAUAUUUAUUGCAGAAUUUCUAUUCUUGUAUUAACAAAUAAAAUGCUUUCCCCAGAACUUGGGACUCUUUGCCUAG
This is a messenger RNA of Apodemus sylvaticus (European woodmouse), 4539 nucleotides long. It is a transcript of the gene Clcf1, whose product is annotated as cardiotrophin like cytokine factor 1. Bases 2708 to 3583 code for a protein of 291 amino acids. Lineage: Eukaryota; Metazoa; Chordata; Mammalia; Rodentia; Muridae. The transcript has 2 exons. The record is from RefSeq and is a predicted model, not a curated record.